Messenger RNA from Acanthoscelides obtectus, 998 nucleotides. NCBI's taxonomy places the organism in Eukaryota, Metazoa, Arthropoda, Insecta, Coleoptera, Chrysomelidae. The record is from the annotation of a GenBank genome assembly.
GUUUUCGUUCCUGCCAACACUUUCGAUUGAGUCCCAAAAAACGCGUUUUCUCAUUCUCGUCGAAUAAAAAGUUUUUCCACAAAAAUUGGUGUACCCAUUGUAUGCGUCCAUGAACAACCAGAGUUUACAAUUAUUUCUAAGAAAUUUGCUAAUAUGACUAAUAGCCAUUCUACGCCUUUUAAUAAACACAGAAUCGAAUCCAUUCAAACAGCGGAAUUUUCAGUAAAACAAUGCCAACAAAACGCAAACUACGGUGAAUGCGAAUACGGCGAUGAGGCGGUGUACUUUGAUAGGAACGACUUUGUGAAAUUCGCGCCGUCAGUGCAGACCUCUUGCUGCCAUCAAGAAUCAGAAGAAAAACGUUGCUACCUCACGGUGAAUGGCAAGGAAGAGUUGCCGUCAGUGCACGGGGUCAAGUACUGUCUGUCAGAGACAGAAAAACACGUACGGCACUCAUCGCUCAGAAGCAAGGUGGUACUGUCCAGGGAUAAGGUGAAGUUCUGCAAAGGGAUCAACGGAAAUGUGAAUCCAGUGACUAUAAAAAAUGUCUCGGCAUAUUGUACGUUACCUAAAAACCCGAGGAAAGUGGGCGAAAAUCAUCAGCACCACACGAGGCACGCAAAUCCGCCCAAAAGGGUUACCCCUGAUGGAACGCAUAUCUAUUAUUGGUGUGACUUGAAAAAAGAAAAUGAACUGGACGAUGGGGCAUACAAUCCUUUAUGGACUAUGCAAGGAUUUACGCAAACUUUCCAUUUUUGGAAAGAGAACAAAAGGGCCCAAUCGGUACCGUUGAAUGCCUUUCUUACUUAUGUCACACUGCCUUGGUGGAGUAUUGCAAAAGAUAUCCUUGAUCAUCGUGAGGGGCCUAUACUAACCUUCUAACGACAGAAGAGGAAUUGAUGAUAUUCAAACAAACCCGUAAGCGCAAAAGUAUUCCAUAUUUGAAACGAAAAUUGUUGAUAUUAUUUUAAAUAUUAAUAAAAAUCAUUUAUAUACUU